UUGUGGUCUGAGUUGGAAUGUUCUCUGCUGAAAGGAAGUGAAAACUCUGCUUAGAAUGACUCCGGUAGGGCUUACUUUUCUCACAGCAAAUCUGGAGGUGGCAGCUGCUGCAGUUUCCUCUCUUUCCCUCACGGUCAAAGGAGGAGCUGGAAGGGACUGACUUACACUCACACCUCAUUGAUCAGAACUGUGUACCUGGCCACUUCUUUAAGGGAGCUGAGAAAUUCAGUAUUUAGGCGGCCAACAGUGCCUAGAUACCUUCUUAUCCCUUCCUCAGAGAGUCCUUAAGUGAUCCAACUAAAAUAGCCUCUCCCAGCCUUUUUAUUAAAAAUUAUUUUAAAAAUAUUACCCUUGGCAGAGCCGAGCCCAGCAUUGGUCCCGAGGCAGCUAGUCAGCCCGCCGCCCGUCUGUCUGUCCCCAGAGCCAUGGAAAGAGCCAGUCUGAUCCAGAAGGCCAAGUUGGCAGAGCAGUCCGAGCGCUAUGAGGACAUGGCAGCCUUCAUGAAGGGUGCCGUGGAAAAGGGCGAGGAGCUGUCCUGUGAAGAGCGCAACCUGCUUUCUGUAGCCUACAAGAACGUGGUGGGGGGCCAGAGGGCCGCCUGGAGGGUUCUGUCCAGUAUCGAGCAGAAAAGCAACGAGGAGGGCUCGGAAGAGAAAGGGCCCGAGGUGCGAGAGUACCGGGAGAAGGUGGAGACCGAGCUCCAGGGCGUCUGCAACACCGUGCUGGGCCUGCUGGACACCCACCUCAUCAAGGAGGCCGGUGACGCCGAGAGCCGGGUCUUCUACCUGAAGAUGAAGGGCGACUACUACCGCUAUCUGGCUGAGGUGGCCACGGGGGACGACAAGAAGCGCAUCAUCGACUCGGCCCGGUCGGCCUACCAGGAGGCCAUGGACAUCAGCAAGAAGGAGAUGCCGCCCACCCACCCCAUCCGCCUGGGCCUGGCCCUGAACUUUUCCGUCUUCCACUACGAGAUUGCCAACAGCCCCGAGGAGGCCAUCUCGCUGGCCAAGACCACCUUCGACGAGGCCAUGGCUGACCUGCACACCCUCAGCGAGGACUCCUACAAAGACAGCACCCUCAUCAUGCAGCUGCUGCGAGACAACCUGACGCUGUGGACGGCCGACAACACUGGGGAAGAGGGUGUCGAGGCUCCACAGGAACCCCAGAGCUGA
Molecule: messenger RNA, 1172 nt
Organism: Choloepus didactylus (southern two-toed sloth)
Lineage: Eukaryota; Metazoa; Chordata; Mammalia; Pilosa; Megalonychidae
Product: 14-3-3 protein sigma
Exons: 1
Coding region: 426-1172 (248 amino acids)
Biological process (GO): signal transduction
Cellular component (GO): cytoplasm
Molecular function (GO): protein kinase binding
Source: RefSeq, a predicted model, not a curated record